AUGGACACGGCAGCGCUGGAGCUCGUUGAUUUGGAUACGGCUGAGGAGACGGAUUCGUUGGCAGAAAUGGAAGAGGCUGAGAGAGAACGAGAGAGGAGGGGUCCUUCCAGCCCAUUCGGUUCCAGGCUGGCCCAAGUGCGAUCGUUCUCCGUGCGCAGAUCACUGCUCCUGGUCAAAUUGCACGUGCAGCGCCGGCGCAAGCUGGCACUAUCGCUGGCUGUGUUUCUCACAGCCGGCAUAGCAGCUAACGUAUUUUUCAAACUGGAGUUGAACGCCAUGUACAACUAUCCGCUGUACACGUCGCAGCUGAAUCCUGUCAUACUGGCCAUCCUGUUUGGCAUAGGGCUGAACGUGGAGAUUCGCUGUGGGAAGUUUGAUAAGGAGCAGGAUGGUCGCGUGAACUACUUCAAAUGCAUGCUGCUGCUUGUGCUCAUUAGUUUCUUUGACGUCGCGGCCAACGUCACGGAGCUGAAGAGUUCGGACGAGAUGGGCAAGGACGCCGGUCCGCUGUCCAUGCUCCUGGCACAGUGCGUCAUCCCGUUCACGAUGAUCUUCUCUGUUCUGCUGCUGCGUCACCGCUACAACGUGCUGCAGAUCGUCAGUGCCGUCGUGAUCCUCUGUGGCAUACUGGUAGUCGUGCUGCCGGGCUCGCUGGCCACCAAGUCGGUCGUGUGGACCGUGGUGUACUCCGCGUCGCGCCUGCCCACCUCGCUGAACAAGGUCAUCAAGGAGUACCUGUUCGGCCGGCACGCCGUCUCGCUCCUCUUCGUCGGCUUCUGGGAGCAGACGUUCAACGUGGCGAUCGGCGCGCUGUCCAUGCUGGUGUGCUAUCCGCUCAUCCAGGGCACGCCGCUACGCGAGGUACCUACCGUGCUGCUGCGCGGCACCUGGUGCGCCCUGGGCCGCGACAGCAUCGAGGGGGACGACUGCCGGCACGCGCCCUGGCUAAUACCGCUCUUUAACCUGUCGGCCGUGGUGUGGAUGGGCUCGACGCUGGCUGUGGUCAAACACGGCAGUGCCACGGUGGCCUUCCUUGCCAGCGCCAUACUGAUACCACUCAGCGACUUCUUCUUCGCCAGCCGCUCCAUCUUCGGCAAGAACGCCAAGGUGUUCCACUGGUUCGACAUUGUCGGCCUGCUGGUGAUCGUGUCGGGCAUGCUGGCAUACGGUGUGGGGUCCGUACUGCAGGAAAGAAGACGAGAACGAGAGGCAGCAGCGGCGGCCGUGCUAGCAACGGCCGCCGGUGGACUACAGAACAGGCUGGGUCGCGAGAACGAAUUACCUCAUCGUUACGAUAGUGAUGAUGUCAUGGAGGACAGCAGUGAUGAUCGGGAACGUCUUGUCGACUGCACGCAUGCAUAG
This is a messenger RNA of Sycon ciliatum, 1362 nucleotides long. Its product is annotated as crt homolog 2-like. The transcript has a single exon. Bases 1 to 1362 code for a protein of 453 amino acids. NCBI's taxonomy places the organism in Eukaryota, Metazoa, Porifera, Calcarea, Leucosolenida, Sycettidae. The record is from RefSeq and is a predicted model, not a curated record.